CAAAAUUUAACGGCCAAAAAAUAAGUUUUGUUUCCUACAAAACUGCCCAAUUUUACCGGUAUUCGCGGUGCAAUCAGUGAAUUUUUCGUGAAGUGUUUAGCCAUUAUUGCUGAGUUUGAAAAUUUAUGAAAUCAAUGUUCCACCGUACCCGAUAAAAACAAACACAAAUCCUCGCCAGUGUAUUGCUACCUCGCUCACUCACACGCUCUCUCGCAACACUGGCAAAAUUAUCGGUGGGCCACCGUCCGUAAGCAGAACUCCGACAGGUCAAAACCAGUGCAACACCGUCCGAAUAAACAAACAGUUUGACAGCACCUAGUGGUGCACCAGUGCAACACUAGUGGAACACUCGGCAUAAACAAAUACGAGAUGAUCGGUGAGGAUAAUGUUAACGAUAGUGGAUAUUCAACACCAGGCAGAGAUAUUCACGACCCUCAACAUUCACGUAGCCUUGUUAAGAAGGCUCCCAACCGUCGUUUGGACGCAUUGCUUCGUGAAAUGACUCUGAACGCUUCGGCGAAUAGCAGCGGUUACUCCUCGACUCCGGGCAAGGAGUCGAAACCAGCCUUGGUAAGUAAGUCCUAUAUUCGUCGGCUGGCCCGACAGGCCGGUGUUCCCCGAUUCACCGAAGAGAUCUACGCCGUAACGGAGAACUUCACCCGGGCGUUUUUGAGCGAAGUUUUCCAGGACGCCAUGGGUGCCGCUGCUAGGGAACAACGUGAUACCAUCAUGGCCCGGGAUAUUGUUUAUGGACUUAAAUGUCAGGGACCGACGCUCUAUGGACCAGCAUUUUACCAUGGUGGGAGAUGCCGGGAGUGAAACUGAGCAAUCCUUGAAAGGAAGAGGUGUGGGGUGGACUAAGUUACUUUUUGAAAAUGUUCACUUAGAGAAAACUCUUUCUUCUAACGUUUUUCUUCGCUGUAUUUACAGUUCUUUAAGGUAUAGGUAUAUGCUACAGGACUUUUUUUUUCAAUUUCAAACUACCUAAGACAAUUUUUCAAUCUACUUUAAAGCUGAUAUAUCUAUGCUUGAUAUCCACCUUUUUUUUUAAUCUUCAUUUAUUUUGUCAAACAAUGUAUUCUUAAUACCUUAAACGUAGUUACUGAAUUCAAAUGUUCUAGCAAUCAUGGUAUUUUGUAAAAUUAAUCGAACCGAAAAAUAAGCAAAAGUCUCAACUCGAAAUUCAUUUUUAUUUUCAAACAUCAGAGGUCUCAACCCACAUUUAUUUACUCAGCAUGUGAAGUCUCAAUCCACUUUCAUUGUUUCCAACUAGCAUAAGUCUCAAUCCACUUUCGCAGUUUUAAACUGCUGAAGUCUCAAACUACUUAAAGAUUUUCAAUUUUCAGAUAUCUCAAUCUGUUAUCAGUUUUAUGUUUUUUUUUCUUUUAUGAGUUUCAAUCCUCUUUUAUUGUGCUCAACUAACAGAAUUCUCAAACCUCUUCAUAAAUUUCAACUAGCAGAAGACUCAAUCCAUUUUCAUAAUAUUUAAGUAGCAGAAGGCCGGCUUCAUGGAGGGACGGUCUACGACGGACCAGAUAUUCACAUUGCGGCAAAUCCUCCAAAAAUGCCGUGAACACCAAGUCCCUACGCAUCAUCUAUUCAUCGACUUCAAAGCCGCAUACGACACGAUCGACCGUAACGAGCUAUGGAAAAUCAUGGACGAGAACGGCUUUUCCGGGAAGCUGAUCAGACUGAUCAAGGCGACGAUGGAUGGAACGCAGUGCUGUGUGCGGAUUUCGGGUGAAUUGUCGAGUUCAUUCGAAUCGCGCAGGGGGCUUCGACAAGGUGAUGGUCUAUCCUGCAUGAUGUUCAACGUGGCGCUAGAAGGUGUUAUUCGACGAGCGGUGGGCGAAAUGCGGGGCACGAUUUUCAACAGAUCCAGUCAACUUAUCUGCUUUGCCGAUGACAUUGAUAUAGUCGGCAGAUCAUCUGCGGCGGUGGAGGAGAUCUACCGCAAACUGAAACGCGAAGCAGGAAGUGGGAUGAAUCAUCCAACAGGAUGAAAAUCCCGGAAAAAAAAGCGAAGCAGGAAGGAUUGGGUUGAUGAUUAAUACGUCCAAGACGAAGUACAUGCUGGUCGCGAUCGACGGCGACGAGCUGGAGAUAGUCGAAGACUUUGUCUAUCUCGGCUCACUGGUGACCGCAGACAAUGACACCAGCCGUGAGAUCCGGAGGCGAAUUAUCAGCGGAAGUCGUGCCUACUAUGGACUCCACAAGCAACUGCGGUCGAGAAGACUUAGCCCUCGCACGAAGUGUAACCUGUAUAUGACGCUCAUUAGACCGGUUGUUCUCUACGGGCACGAGACAUGGAUAUUGCUCGAGGAGGACCUGCGUACACUCGGAGUAUUCGAGCGACGAGUGUUAAGAACCAUCUUUGGCGGCGUACAGGAGAACGGAGUGUGGAGGCGAAAGAUCAACCACGAGCUCGCGCGCCUCUACGGCGAACCUAGUAUCCAGAAGGUGGUGAAGGCUGGCCGGAUAAGCUGGGCGGGACAUGUUGCGAGAAUGCCGGACGACUGUCCUGCAAAACAGGUGUUCGCUACGAAUCCGGUAGGAACAAGACGAGCGGGGGCGCAACGAGCGAGGUGGUUAGACCAAGUGGAGCGUGAUAUGGCGAACGUGGGGUGCCCAAGAAAUUGGAGAACGGUUGCUAUGAACCGAGUGAAUUUUAGGAAUUAUGUUCGUCAAGUUAUGUCGUGAGACGGAAUACUAUGUAAAUAAAAUAAUAAGUAGCAGAAGACUCAAUCCAUUUUCAUAAUAUUUAAGUAGCAGAAGUUUCA
This is a messenger RNA of Uranotaenia lowii, 2780 nucleotides long. RefSeq lists its product as uncharacterized. Gene Ontology annotation, biological process: nucleosome assembly. Gene Ontology annotation, molecular function: protein heterodimerization activity; structural constituent of chromatin; DNA binding. The transcript has 4 exons. The record is from RefSeq and is a predicted model, not a curated record. The coding region runs from base 370 to 819 and encodes 149 amino acids. NCBI's taxonomy places the organism in Eukaryota, Metazoa, Arthropoda, Insecta, Diptera, Culicidae.